Molecule: messenger RNA, 3453 nt
Organism: Clonostachys byssicola
Lineage: Eukaryota; Fungi; Ascomycota; Sordariomycetes; Hypocreales; Bionectriaceae
Source: the annotation of a GenBank genome assembly
AUGCCGCGACAGCUGCCUGGUUCAGAAGGCCUCCCUGAAGGUUCCUCUGGGACACAGACAGGGAAGCGCAAACAAAAGGAGAAGAAUGGAACUUCCCAAGGGGCCUCAAAGGUCAGAAAAAUUGGAAAAAGCCCGGGCCUAGAUUUGGAAGACCAGUCUUCGUCGUCUGCCGGUAGUAAACGAGCCAAGUCAAGACCUCGACCAAGCCUGAAACAGACAACGACUGAAGUUGUUGAAUGCAGGACCGAAUGGCCCUCGUCAUUCACCGCCCUUAAUGAGACUCAUCGUGCUCUCAAUCUAGUGUUCACGUUCUGUUGCACACGGAAGCACUUGGCCACCACUUUUGAUACGAUUAGAACUGCUGUGGAGAGCCAUAUCAAACGACCACUGAAAAUCGAAGAGGUGGCGUCGAUCGUUGCCUUACGACCAGAAGGAAUCAAAUUCACCUAUGUGGACGAAGUCAUGCUUGAACUAGAUGUGAAAGGGUCGGAGAGAGAUGAUACUUUCAAGUCAUCAAAGUCAAUCCGCACUCAGGUCCCCGCACAUGACUCCUCUGUGGGGGGUUGGUCGGGGAAGGAGACCCUUGAUACAUACCAUGAACGGCAGAUUGCGCCGAGCGGGAAAGAAGUUCUCUUCUUCGAGUUCAUUGAUGGCGAAUUGAAGCGCCAGGUUAUGGACCCGAAGACUGGGGAGCCAACCAAAGCAACCCGCAAAUUGCGAGAUGAAGAGCUCAAGAUGCCUGUGUUCAGUCAGAAACAGAUGUUGCAGCUUAUUGAGCGGCGGAACCAAAAGUUUUCCAAUGCGAUAAGCAAUUUUCUCAACAAGUGCGAGGAGGAUAUGCUUGACCCGGAUAUUGUGUUGGCAGAGCGCACGAAGCAGUAUAUUCCCGUUGCAUCAUCAUCGCCAUCUGAUGAUCAAGCAGCCCUGGUUGCUUCUGACAUCCCCGAUCAUAUUCCUAAGGAAAGAAAACGUAUACCGGAAAUACUGGAAGAGCUUAAACAGAGCUCAUGGUACACGGGCCAAAUUGUCCCGGACGGACAUCGCGUUUUCGAGGAACAAGAACCUGUGUACGGAGAUCUCAACUUCCUCCUCAGCCAGGAUUUAGUGAAUGCACUUUACAACACGAAGGGGAUAACCAAGUUCUAUGCCCACCAAGCCGAGGCGCUCAAUAGCCUUUCUGAUGGCCACAAUGUUGUGGUGUCAACGUCGACAAGUUCCGGAAAGUCUUUGAUUUACCAGUUGCCGAUUAUCCAUGCUCUGGAGAGAAACCCUCAUGCGCGCGCAAUGUACAUUUUCCCUACCAAGGCUUUGGCUCAGGAUCAAAAGCGAAGUCUGAAGGAAGUCAUGUCAUACAUGCCGGGCCUGGAAGAUACUCUUAUUGAAACCUUUGACGGAGACACGGCGAUGUCUGAGCGUAGGACUAUUCGAGAUGAGGCCAGGAUCAUCUUCACCAACCCAGAUAUGCUCCAUAUUACUAUUCUGCCACAGGAAGAAAAGUGGAGGAUAUUUUUGCAGAAUCUGAAAUUCGUCGUGGUUGAUGAGCUGCACUACUAUAAUGGGCAGAUGGGAUCACAUGUUGCAUUCAUUAUGCGAAGACUCCAACGAAUUUGCACAGCGUUGGGAAACCGGAAGAUCAAAUUCGUGAGCUGCUCUGCAACGGUAGCAAACCCAAAAGAACAUUUCAGCACGAUAUUUGGUAUCCAGGACGUACGCUUGAUUGACUUUGAUGGGUCACCUUCCGGCCGGAAAGAGUUCGUAUGCUGGAACACCCCAUACAGGGACCCAGGAGACCCGGCGAGUGGGCGGGGGAGCGCUAAAUUUGAGUGUGCUCGCCUUUUCUGUGCCCUUAUGUUGCGAGGGGUUCGGAUAAUCGCUUUUUGUAGGGUGCGACAUCAGUGUGAGAAAUUGGUCAACGCCAUUAAACACGAGUUGCAGCUCAUGGGCCGGCCAGAGUGUGUCAAUCUUGUCAUGGGAUAUCGAGGUGGCUACACAGCAGCAGACCGGCGAAGAAUUGAGAGCGAAAUGUUCGAAGGGAAGCUGCUUGGGAUUGUGUCAACGACUGCUCUGGAGCUUGGGAUUGACAUCGGCUCUCUAGAUUGUGUCAUGACCUGGGGAUUCCCAUAUACAAUUGCAAAUCUACGACAACAGAGCGGCCGAGCUGGGCGACGCAACAAAGACUCUGUAUCGAUUCUGGUGGGCGACAGCUUUCCUACAGACCAGCAUUACAUGCAAAACCCAGACGAGCUAUUCACGAAGCCAAAUUGCGCUCUGCAAGUUGAUUUGGAGAAUAUGUUGGUUCGGGAAGGCCACAUCCAGUGCGCGGCAUACGAGAUGCCCCUUCGACCAAUGGAAGACCGACGGUACUUUGGCGAAGACCUCCCGCAGAUAUGUAAAGAAAGACUCGUUGAGGAUGAGACUGGGUAUUAUCACUGCCACGACCGGUUCCGUCCCGUCCCGUCCAAAUUUGUGGCUAUUCGAGAUACAGAAGAUGAACACUUUGCCAUCAUCGACAUAACAAACGGCAAAAACACAGUUUUGGAAGAGCUGGAGGCAUCGAGAGCUACAUUUACCAUCUACGAUGGUGCCAUUUUCCUUCACCAGGGAAACACUUAUCUCGUACGGGACUUCUUACCUGACAAGCACAUGGCCAAGGUCGAAAAGGUCAAGGUAGACUGGACAACUACGCAGCGGGACUUUACAGACAUCGAUCCUACUGAGACAGAAGCGAUUUCCAGAAUAUCCGGGUCGCCAUACCACGCAUAUUACGGGGCGAUCAAGAUCCAACAAAACGUGUUCGGCUUUUUCAAGGUGGAUAGGAAUGGGCGUAUUCUUGAUGCGAUUCAAGUGGACAAUCCACCCGUGAUCAGGUAUAGCAAAGGAGUGUGGCUCGAUGUGCCCAAGGUGGCACUGGACAUUCUCCAAGAACGGCGGUUGAAUUCUGCAGCGGCCAUCCACGCAGCCGAGCAUGCUAUGAUGAGCUUGUUGCCGACGUUUGUCGUCAGUAUGCCUGGCGACGUUCGCACGGAAUGCAAAGUCGCCCUCAAAGAGUUUGCAAAAAAAGAGACUCAGCGCAAGCGACCUGCACGGUUGACAUUCUAUGACGCCAAGGGCGGUGCAGGAGGGUCGGGGAUCAACACCAAAGCGUUUGAUCACAUUGAGCAUCUACUGAGGGGCGCGCUGAAGAGGGUUGAGGAGUGUCAGUGCCAGCGCGGCUGCGUAGAGUGUGUGGCUUCCGAGCUAUGCAAGGAGUCAAACGAGGUGAUGAGCAAGGCUGGCAGUCAAGUGGUACUGAAAAGCUUGUUGGGUAUCAAGAUUGAUAUCGAGGAGCUGCCAAUGGGGCCCGAAGACUACUCGCCGAUUGGGAUUGAGACGGUUGUGGCGCCCGAGCCUGUGCCAUUUAGAGGGCACCCUCCGCCUGAGGUGGUUACUGUGAAGGUCGAGGAUGAGGACUAA